Temnothorax curvispinosus is the source of this 2674-nucleotide messenger RNA. RefSeq names its product integrator complex subunit 3 homolog. Bases 275 to 2515 code for a protein of 746 amino acids. The record is from RefSeq and is a predicted model, not a curated record. Gene Ontology annotation, cellular component: cytoplasm. NCBI's taxonomy places the organism in Eukaryota, Metazoa, Arthropoda, Insecta, Hymenoptera, Formicidae. Gene Ontology annotation, molecular function: protein binding. The transcript is spliced from 11 exons.
UUAUGACGCAGGAAUACAUGCGCAAUUCGCGUGAGAUUCACGCACACAUUUGUUGCUUGUUUUACGUCCGCCGCUCCGCGCAUGCACCCGUCCGGGGUGUCGGUGGACAUGACAGGUGCUCGUCUGCUCCUCGACGAAGUUACAAUUCGAUCAAGAACAACACCCCGAGGACGGGUCCUUCAAUCGAUCGAUUUGACUUGACUUUAUCGCGAGAGUGAUAAAGCCUCAGGCUCCUCCUACUUGCUGGAAAACCAGGAAUACCGUGAAUGAAAGUAUGAAUGCGCCGGAGGCAGAGGUGGAGAACCUUAAGCAGCAAGGAAACGCGUAUGUUAGGGAGAAAAAAUAUCAGAAGGCGAUGCUUCAUUACUCGCAUGCCAUCAAACUAGAUCCAAAGAAUUAUUCUCUCUACAGCAACAGAUCCUUCACCUUCUUGAUGAUGGAACGGUAUCGUGACGCCCUGAACGAUGCUCUGAUGACCAUUCAACUGAAGCCCGACUGGUCCAAAGGUUACUUUAGGAAGGGCGAGGUCGAACUGAAACUAUCAUCUUACAACGAAGCGCUUGAAUCUUACAACAAAGCUCUAGUCUUGCAGCCAAACGAGCCUAAGAUUAUAGAGGCGAUGAACAAGGCGUCCAGGUCGUUGAUUAAAGACAGAAGAGCUGACCAACAGAUCCCAUGGCUAGGAGCUGGCGUUGGUAUUAUAUUAGGAGUCACAGUCGUGAUCGCCGACUAUGUUUUUACAAACAAGCCCACCCUAACGCAUCCUCUCUUGAUGGCGUUGUUAACGAUAUCGAUAGCUAUGAUUGGUUUCGGCAUCGCAAAGGGACUUCGUUACUUCCUAAAACACCAAAGAAAAAACUUACUCUCCCCACCGUUUAGGAACUAUCCUACGGACAAAAGAGACACGGAGUGCGAGAUAGAGAACGAACGAGUAGGCCAGCGAGACGAUCACGAUGCACGGAGGCGAGCACAAGCGGCCAGGGGCACAGGGCUGAGGGCUGAGGGCUCGACGGGGCCGCGAAUUACGUUCACGGGCCGGCCGCGGCGCAGCCAGCGAGCGAUGGAGCAGCCGAAGACCCCGGCGUCCCGGCUAUUCAACACGAGCUGCAUCGAGAACAAGGACGAGCUGGAAGAGAAAUUGGAGAGAUGCCACUCGACGUUGCAAAAUCUGACGACGGGACUGUCGGAGAAGGAGAUCCACGACACGUUAAACAAUGCUGUGUGCAAGGACAAGACGCACGAGGAGGUCUCCCUAGGUUUACUAGUGGUGAUCUUGACAGAUCCGCAGAAUGCCGCAAAAAGUUACAGAGACUUGACACUGAUCACACGAGAUGGCUUAGCCAUUGUGCUGCUUCAUCUCAAUCAAUUAGUACUAGAUAAAUAUUUGAGAUUAAAUGACGUCACCAGGAGCCAGUUACUGUGGUUGCUAAGGGAAAUGAUACGGACUAGUGUGACUAAUGUGGAUAAUCUUUGUUUGAGUUUGUUGAGGCAUGCGGCGGGCGGGGAUAUUUCCCCGAGGAACUUAUUCCUAGUUGACGCCCUCUUAGACAUUUUUCAAGAAAAUCGACCGUGGUUGGACAAAUUUCCUUUUUUAGUAGCAUCAAUUGUGUACAUGUAUUUACGAUUAAUAGAAGACCACAAUGCACCUCAUUUGGCUGGUUUACGGCAAAAGGAAGUGACCUUCACCGUAGCUCUGAUAAGGGAACGAAUGGCAGACUGCCUGGCCAUUGGAAGAGAUUUGGUUCGUUUACUGCAGAACGUUGCGAGAAUAUCGGAAUUUGAAGCACUCUGGAAGGAUAUACUACUCAAUCCAAAAAACCUCUGCCCAAAUUUUAAUGGUGUCCUUCAGCUGUUGCAAACCAGAACCUCCAGAAGGUUUCUACAGUCGCGUUUGACGCCAGAAAUGGAGAGAAAACUCGUGUUCCUGACGAGCAACGUCCGUUUCGGCAAUCACAAGCGAUAUCAGGAAUGGUUUCAGAGUAAAUACUUGGCAACACCCGAAUCUCAGUCGUUAAGGUGCGAUCUUAUUCGCUUCAUCGUUGGAGUCAUACACCCUACGAACGAACUGCUGUGCUCCGACAUUAUUCCGCGAUGGGCAGUAAUAGGCUGGUUAUUCACAACGUGCACUUCCACCGUGGCUGCCAGCAACGCAAAGCUGGCUCUGUUCUACGAUUGGCUGUUCUUCGAACCUGACAAAGAUAACAUUAUGAACAUUGAGCCAGCGAUUCUUGUUAUGCACAAUUCGAUGAGGUCUCAUCCACCUGUCACUGCCACACUUCUAGACUUUUUAUGCAGAAUAAUACCAAACUUUUAUCCCGCGCUAACGGACAAAGUGAGAAAUGGCAUAUUUUCAUCGUUGCGACAAAUUUUGGAAAAACGCGUUUUGCCUAGCCUGUAUCCGUUGUUUGAUAGCCCGAAGCUAGAUCGAGAAUUGAGAAGCAAGAUACGGGAAACUUUUCAAGAAUUUUGUCUGCCUCCAAACAUAGAUCCUGGUAAUAUUAUUAUUAAUGUAUAGACAGUACUUGUAGUCCGAUCUUAUAUUGCAACUAGAAAGGACGUAUGAUAGAAGGGACAAUAAAUCGAUCUUAUAUUCAUGAUCAUCUUAAAUCUAGUCGUUACGGCCUUAAGGCCGGUAUUCAUAGUCAUAUCUUAUAUUUAAGGUACAAUCUUAAGA